Messenger RNA from Leptonychotes weddellii (Weddell seal), 1046 nucleotides. NCBI's taxonomy places the organism in Eukaryota, Metazoa, Chordata, Mammalia, Carnivora, Phocidae. The record is from RefSeq and is a predicted model, not a curated record.
AUGGGAUGGAAGGGAGCCGUAGAAGGUUUGGGGCAGGAGGAGGGGCGAUACUGGGGGAAACUGUCCAGGAAGUCUCGUGGGUCCUCCGUGUUCAGGCACAGCCGAGCCACGGCUCCGGAACAAGCCCCGGCCCCACCCCGGCCGUACCAGGGUGUCCGCGUGAAGGAGCCAGUGAAGGAACUGCUCCGGAGGAAACGUGGCCACGCCAGCAGCGGGGCGGCUGUCACACCUACGGCGGUGGUGCUGCCCCAUCAGCCCCUGGCGACCUACACCGCAGUGGGUCCUUCCUGCCUUGACAUGGAGGUCUCUGCUUCCACGGUGACAGAGGAGGGGGCCCUGUGUGCCGGCUGGCUCUCCCAGCCUGCCCCGGCCACCCUCCAACCCCUGGCCCCGUGGACACCCUACACGGAGUACGUGUCCCACGAAGCCGUCAGCUGCCCCUACUCAGCGGACAUGUACGUGCAGCCCAUGUGCCCGAGCUACACGGUGGUGGGGCCCUCCUCCGUGCUGACCUAUGCCUCCCAGCCGCUCAUCACUAACGUCGCGACGAGAAGUGCGGCUGCGCCCACAGUGGGGCCCCAGCUGGAGGCCCCGGAGCACCAGGCGCCCCUCACCUACUUCCCAUGGCCUCAGCCCCUGUCCACACUGCCCACCUCCACCCUGCAGUACCAGCCUCCAGCCCCAGCCCUGCCCGGGCCCCAGUUUGUCCAGCUGCCCAUCUCCAUCCCCGAGCCAGUCCUCCAGGACAUGGAAGACCCCAGGAGAGCCAUGAAUUCCCUGACCAUCGACAAGCUACUUUUGGAGGAAGAGGAUGGUGACGCCUACGCACUCAACCACACGCUGUCCGUGGAAGGCUUUUAGGGUGUGCUCCCGCCUGAGAAUCCUGUUCCCUGAAACUGGGAUUUAAAACAGGAUUUAAAACAGGGAACAGGAUUCACAUCUGUUUGGAGUAGCCAUGUUACAACUACACUUUGCACCCCAAACUAGAGUGAUAGACUUUCCCUCCUCCCUCCUACCCUCCCUCCCCUACUUCCUUCCUUUUCCCU